AUGAGAAAUCUGGGAAGAUUGGUGCAUCGUGCAUUUCUACUGAGCAGCAACAAUGGCGGAUUGCUAUCAAAACCCUUAUUAACGUCAAACAAACCCGCUUUGGGGACAUGCAUAAUUCGUCGUUUAUUUUCAUUCUCUUAUUUUUCGAAUCAUUUGUCCGGUUCAACCUUGCUGAGCUCCUCUGCACGACCCUCUCAAUGGGAUCAUUUACAAGGGCAGAGGAGGAACAUAUUUAUCCAAACGCAGUCCACUCCAAAUCCUGCUUCUCUCAUGUUCUUCCCGGGGAAGCCAAUUAUGGAGAAUGGGAGUGCCGAUUUUCCUAAUGCGCGUUCUGCAAUGAGUUCUCCGCUGGCAAAGGCUCUGUUCGGCAUUGAUGGGGUUACUCGGGUCUUCUUCGGAUCAGAUUUCAUAACUGUGACAAAAUCGGACGAAAACUCAUGGGAUCUGCUAAAACCUCAUGUUUUUGCAGCCAUAAUGGAUUUCUUCUCAUCUGGGCAGCCAUUAAUCUUGGACUCGACAACUAUAGCCUCGAUGGACACGGCCAUACACGAGGACGACUCAGAGACUGUUGCCAUGAUCAAAGAGCUUUUAGAGACUCGUAUUCGCCCGGCAGUGCAAGAUGAUGGUGGGGAUAUCGAGUAUGUGAAAUUCGAGCCCGACACUGGAAUUGUGAAGCUCAGAAUGCAAGGGGCGUGCAGUGGGUGCCCAAGCUCGUCCGUCACCUUGAAAUCCGGGAUCGAGAAUAUGCUGAUGCAUUAUGUGCCCGAGGUGAAGGGCGUGGAGCAAGAGUUUGAUGGUGAAGAAGAGGAUAUAAAGCUUACUGGCGCACCACAUGAGUGA
This is a messenger RNA of Striga hermonthica, 840 nucleotides long. Lineage: Eukaryota; Viridiplantae; Streptophyta; Magnoliopsida; Lamiales; Orobanchaceae. The record is from the annotation of a GenBank genome assembly.